CUCCCCUCUGUUGCCUCACGGUGGCGACAGCAGGUCAUUUUUAAACAUCCGUGUUUGACCACAGAUGAUCCAUUAUAUUAACCAGAUAUGAGAACAAGGUUUCCACUAGUCAGCCACAAAGUCCAAAUUGGCUCUAUUAAACAUUCAUCAAAACAAACAUUUGAUUUUUGGUUUUAAUAUAAGGUUAGCGGUGUGGUUAAGAUCAGGGUUAGGUUUAAAAUCACAUUUUAAGAAGAACUCUUCGCUUGGUGAGCGAUAAAAAAAAAAACAGUUGCUGGAGAAGACAGAUUUUGGGCCCAGCUAUCCCUCUCGCUUUACCUCUUCCUCUCUGAUUUGACUGAUCAGCAUUUGACUCUCUCGGCAACCGUAAAACGCCUUUUUCAUUUGAUAAACAUAACAUUUUAUUCAAAACAUUAGGCAAGCAUGCUUGCUUACUAAAUGCAAAACGCUGUAUAUUAUAGAUGAUACAGAGUAAUAUACUCUCAAAAUCUGUCUGUUAGCUAAAAUGGAAAAUACAUUUAUCCAAUGGAAGAAACUAUGUCUAAACAACAUAACUUAGAUGUCAGCAAGAAAGGAGGACAUCUCACAUAUUGUUUCUGCCAUAAACAACUCAGCCUAUUAUUUCACCACCAGCUCCUGUUCUGGAAGGAUUCUUCUCAUAGAUGGGCACUCUUUGGCAAUAAACUCUGGCUUUAGAAACUCUGGAUUGACUGUAGACAAGAAGGGCAAAAUCAUAACGGCAGUCCGAAGUACCCGGUCUGUUCCACUGAGCCACAAAGGACAGGUCCUGGUGAAGGAGGACUACAUCUACUUCCUGGUGGAAGUAGCCAAUCAGAAAAUGGAGGAAAAUGUCAAACAAAUUGAGAGGUUCUACGAGUGGCUACAGUCUGCUUUGCAACCAGCUGAACCUCAAAGCCCAAGUAGACAGGAGACGGAGGAGAAAUCUGUUUACAAGCAACGGAGGAAAAGAGGACAGACAAACGUUUAAACAGACACUCAGACAGACGCCUGCCAAGACAACAGAGACAUUAAUCCAGUUGAGUUUGAGGACUGCUUGGGCAGGGGGCUGGAUCUGUUCACAUAGACAAAUCAAAUCAAAUACAUUUGUAUUUGUCACGCGCUUUGUCAACAACGGGUGUAGACACAACAGUGAAAUGCUUACUUACGGGUCCUUCCCAACAAUGCAGAGAGGGAGAGAAAAUAGAGAAAUAAUAGAAAAGUAAUAAUUCAAGCAAUAAUAAAUACAUAAUGAGUACAUAAUAUCUUGGCUAUAUACACUGGAUACCAGUCCCAAGUCGAUGUGCAAUUGUUUUUUCCCCCGUCAUCAAUCUUUUUUUAAUUUGAUUUAUUUCACCUUUAUUUAACCAGGUA
Oncorhynchus mykiss (rainbow trout) is the source of this 1371-nucleotide messenger RNA. The record is from RefSeq and is a predicted model, not a curated record. Lineage: Eukaryota; Metazoa; Chordata; Actinopteri; Salmoniformes; Salmonidae.